UAUUCUUGGCUACGGUCCAUUUAGCGCAACAAAAGCUUGGAAGCGUUUGAUUAACCAAUCAAAAUAAAGAAUUCUAUGAAUUGACCAAUCAAAAAAUGCUUCGAAGCAUUAUGCACCAAGUGGAUUGCACCCCCUGUAACAUUGGCUGCGUUCAGCAGAAAAAGUAGUUUUGCAAUUGUUGAGUAAGAUUCUUCAAUAUGAUUGGUUUAUACAUUUAGAUCCGUGAGGAACUAAGAGCAAAAACCAAUCAUAUCAAAGAUUUUUACACCAGUUGCAAAGCUGCUUUCUCCGUUGAACGCAGCCAUUACAAACAAAUAUCUGCCAAAAAGAAAAGAGAAAGAAAACAGAUCGAUUCUCUGCAUUUCAUAUGUGUUCAGCGGCGAAUCUCUAACCUCUCGUUGUCAACAAUGGACGUCGCGUACGGAAGGAGAUAAGAAUGUGUUUUUUCACGUCUCACUUUUGAUCUCUGUUCACUAGAACGAACAUCCAUGAAGAAAAUAGAAGAAAAGAAGAAAGAAGAAGAGCAGCAAAUCGAGCAGACACAAGAUUUUAUCAUUUCUGUGCAAGACUGAGUAGAAAGACGAGAUUGCGCCUUGACGAUAAUAGAUAUUGGUAAAAAAAGAAAAAGAAGAAACGCGAAAAGAUGAUGAACGAGAAGAUGAUGGACGCGCGAAGGCGCGAGAGAGAGCUGAUAGGUUUACGUGGAGUUCCUGAAGCUUGGAGUAGAUCCCCGACGCAAAUCGAAUAUAGUUCAGAUGAGGAGGAUGAAGAUCUAAGCAGACAUAAGGAUAUUACUUCACCAAAGGACCGCAAGAGAAAGAGGCAUGAUAGUAAAAAGAAGAAAAGUAAGAAAUUAAAGAAAGAGAAGAAAGCUAAGAAGGAAAGAAAGAGAGAGAAGAAGGCGAAGAAGGAAGCAAAGAAAGAAAAGAGAAAGAAAAAGAAAGCAAGGAAAGAGACUGACAGUAAUAGCUCUGAUGAUAGCGACAACAGCGAUAGCAGUGGCGAGGAAGUCUGGAUAGAAAAAACCAUGGUCACUGAUAAGCCAAAAUCAAAGAAAGGCUCAAGCUCAGAUGAUAGUGGGGAUGAUGGUAUGGUUGGACCCGCUCCGAAACCACAUGUAACUCUUUCAGCCAAAGAUUUUGGCAAGGCAUUACUACCAGGAGAAGGUGCAGCAAUGGCAGCUUAUGUAGCCGAAGGAAAACGUAUACCCAGGAGAGGCGAGAUCGGUCUCACAUCAGAAGAGAUUGCCGCAUACGAAGCUGUCGGUUACGUCAUGAGUGGCAGCAGGCAUCGUCGCAUGGAAGCGGUUCGUAUACGUAAGGAAAAUCAGAUCUAUUCCGCAGACGAAAAGCGUGCCUUGGCGAUGUUCAGCAAAGAGGAACGGCAGAAAAGAGAGAAUCUUAUAUUGGGACAAUUUAGAGAGAUGAUUAAUCAUAAAAAAAUGGCACAGGAGAAGAAGAGUUGAAGAUUUUAUACUAUAUAUAAAAGAUUGAUGCAACUUCUUACAAUGUGUGCGUGUGUGUGUAUAUAUAUA
Molecule: messenger RNA, 1534 nt
Organism: Pogonomyrmex barbatus (red harvester ant)
Lineage: Eukaryota; Metazoa; Arthropoda; Insecta; Hymenoptera; Formicidae
Product: NKAP-like protein
Biological process (GO): regulation of gene expression
Cellular component (GO): nucleus
Molecular function (GO): chromatin binding
Source: RefSeq, a predicted model, not a curated record